AUGUCUGCCCCCAAGUACGCCAAGGACCAGCCAGCCGGCUUCAUCAACCGCAUCGAAAAGGUCGCCAUUGUGGGCGCUGGCGGCAGGAUCGGCUCAUACCUGACCAAGCACCUCCUCGCCACGGGCAAACACACAGUCACAGCCCCCACCCGCGCCAGCAGCAAGAGCAUCCUGCCCGCGGGCGUCCGCCGCGUAGAGGUUAACUACGCCGACGAGUCGGCCCUCGUUGAGGCCCUCCGCGGCCAGGACUUCCUCGUCAUCACGCUCGCGGCGGCCGCCAACAUGGACCCCACCAACCCGUCCACCAGGCUCAUCGCCGCGGCGGCACAGGCGGGCGUGCCCUACGUGAUGCCCAACGCCUACGGGCCGGACCCGCUCAACAACGCCAUGGGGGCAGACGCGCACCUCAAUCAGUAUUUCCUGGCCGACAGGGCGCAGAUCGAGCAGCUCGGCGUGAGCAAGUGGGUCGUGCUGGCGACGGGGUUCUGGUACGAGUGGUCGCUGGUCAGCAACGCCCAGGACCGGUUCGGGUGCGACGUGACGCACAGGAAGAUGACCUUUUUCGACGACGGGGAGGAGAAGAUCAGCACGACCACGUGGGACCAGUGCGGCCGGGCGCUGGCGGCGUACCUGAGCCUGAAGAGGUUCCCCCAGGACGAAGCGGACAAGGACGUCCCGACCGUCGAGAGGUGGGCGAACAAGGCGCUGUACGUGUCGAGCUUCCGCGUCAGCCAGAAGGACAUGUUUGAGAGCGUCAAGCGCGUGACGGGCACGACGGACGCGGACUGGACGAUUGAUCAUGCGGACUCCAAGACUCGGUGGGAGGAGGGCGUCGAGGGGAUGAUGAAGGGCGACCACAGUGCCUUUUCGCGGCAAUUAUACACGCGGAUUUUCUUCCCCACGGGCGAGGCUGAUCAUUCGCGGCUCGGGCUGGUGAACGAGGCGCUGGGUCUGCCGGUGGAAGACAUGGAUGAGUCUACCAAGGAGGGAUUCCGUCUGUUGGAGACGGGGGUGUUGUCCAUGUAG
Messenger RNA from Cryphonectria parasitica EP155, 1026 nucleotides. Its product is annotated as NAD(P)-binding protein. The transcript has 2 exons. The record is from RefSeq and is a predicted model, not a curated record. NCBI's taxonomy places the organism in Eukaryota, Fungi, Ascomycota, Sordariomycetes, Diaporthales, Cryphonectriaceae. The coding region runs from base 1 to 1026 and encodes 341 amino acids.